GCAAGCGGCAACGUUUGCGGGCAUCAAGUGAAAUACUGCUGCAGCAUCUACCGAAUUCCACUGACGGCUUCAAAACCAAUUAUCUAUCCGAACUGGUACAGCACAUAUGAUGGUCGUCCCAGUACGUUGGUGCCUUCUGUUGAUGAUUGUCACAUUCCAUUCGUCACCAAGCAGCGGAUGGCUUAACAACAUAUUCAAAAAGAUACGAGAGUGUCAGAAUAAACGGAAGGUUGGCCUCACUGGAAGGAGUCACGCAGAUAUCGUCGCCGCCGCGAAAUUGUGGGCGCCGGUUGUCCGGUUGGCCGUGGGAGAGGAAUGGAAACCAUCCAGCGUCGAUUAUUUCCUCCAACACGUCAACUUACGCGGUGGCAGUCCGACUUUCGUCACUCCGAGCACACUGCCCACCUGUAACAGCAACUGUUACCUUGAAACUAAGACGCCGUUAUCUUGUCCCUCGUGCCGAGAACCUGCCGUCUUUAAAGGUCAGGAUCCUGCCAGCGCCCCAGCAUAUGCUAUAUACGAAGACAAGGGUAGCGUUGUUGAAAUCACUUAUUGGUUUUUCUUUCCAUACAACAGAGGAAAACGGGCGUGUGUGGGAUUAUAUUUUGAUAACGUAUGCCCGUGCGUCAAGGCGUGGGGCCAUUGCCUAUGUCCUCGAAUUAACGGCUGCGCAGGAGGGUAUUCAACCUUUGGUAAUCACGUUGGAGACUGGGAACACGUAAAGAUCAAGUUCAAUAAUAACAAAAUUUACUCCAUAUAUUUGUCGAUCCACGAUUCUGAGAUCACUAACAAAUAUGGUGGAGAGUUUUUGUGGAGUGGUAGCCAAUUCAAGAAAGGGGAUCGCACCGUUUAUACCACUGAUUGCACACACCCUCAGGUCUACGCAUCCAAGGGAUCCCAUGGUAUCUGGCCAAACACAGGGGACCACGUGUACAAGAAGCUUUUCAACGGAGACAAGUUGAAAGAUCUCUGUAGCGCGGGAACAGCAUGGAAGACUGCAGAUAACCUCAAAGUUGUCAAGAUGGCCGCCAAAGGACAGUUUACAGGGGAGUUUAGUUUCCUUAACUUCAAGGGACGUUGGGGAAAUCGGGAACGUAACUGCCCUAAACUAAUUGGUCAGUGUGUACUUGAAAAUGGGCCAGGUGGACCACCUAAGUAAGAUGUCAGGGUUUGAGUUACAAAACCUGAUUCUGAACUAUGCUUUGAAGUAAAGACGAGUAAAAUGUCUCGAAAAAAUUGAAAAAAAGUCCCACCAUAUACAAUUAACCGUAUAUUAUCUGGCGGUAUCAUAUGCUUGAAAUUGUUUGUAGUACAAGUUCUACAGUCAGUGUGCCCUGUAAUGUACUCAGUGCGCAAUUGUUGUUGUUUAUUUUAGUUCUGAACAUUUUUGCUCAUAUUCAU
Messenger RNA from Lingula anatina, 1401 nucleotides. RefSeq lists its product as uncharacterized. Lineage: Eukaryota; Metazoa; Brachiopoda; Lingulata; Lingulida; Lingulidae. The record is from RefSeq and is a predicted model, not a curated record.